AUGACGGACGCGACUUCAUCGUGCCAAUCAUUCAUUAGGGAGCUGAAACAGCGAUCAGUUGACGACAUCCAGAUACAUCUCGCAUCCAAGGACCAUCAAAUUGGGUACCAGUUAGAGCGACAAUAUGUCUGGCCCCUAGCAAGGGUUCUGCUUCGUGUCGAAACCGACAAGCUCAGCCGGAUAUGCAUAGCUUUUAUCACUCGACAAUGGCGUGUCCUCGAAAGGGGACACGAAACAUGCCUUGCUGGGGCGACGUGCAAGAAGGUCAAGACCACGCAAACUAGUUCUCCGGCGGAUUUCUGUCCUCGGAGCAUUGAGCCCGCGUCAUUCUUCAGCUGCUUCCAUACAGCCAAGCGUCUCCAGUUUGAUAUUGCAGAUCUUCAGAAAGAUUUGGAAUGA
This is a messenger RNA of Fusarium redolens, 399 nucleotides long. RefSeq lists its product as uncharacterized. The record is from RefSeq and is a predicted model, not a curated record. The transcript has a single exon. NCBI's taxonomy places the organism in Eukaryota, Fungi, Ascomycota, Sordariomycetes, Hypocreales, Nectriaceae. Bases 1 to 399 code for a protein of 132 amino acids.